This is a messenger RNA of Rotaria sordida, 1410 nucleotides long. The record is from the annotation of a GenBank genome assembly. Lineage: Eukaryota; Metazoa; Rotifera; Eurotatoria; Philodinida; Philodinidae.
AUGGAGAAAUCAGCAGUAAAUGAUGAUGGUGAUCAAGCAGUAAAAGAACAAUUAGCAGUGCAUCCUUCAAAACUUCCAACUCAUCCAGAUGAAAAAGAAAAGAUUCCAGCACCAUUCAUUAUUCCAGAUGGAGUUUCAUCACCAAUACAACAUCCACUUGAUCCAUUAAAUGCUGAUGAAAUUAAUUUAACAGCACGUUUACUUAGAGAAUCAUCAAAAUUUCAAAGUUAUAUGCGUAUUGUAUCAAUUACUCCAAAAGAACCUGACGAUAAAAAUUAUGUUAUUAAUUAUAAACCAAAUGAUUCAUUACAACGAUCGGCAAUUGUAACAGUUCAUGAUCCAAAAGAUCGAACAGCAUAUGUAAUUGUUGUUGAUUUAACAAAAAAAUCUAUUGAAAGUUUUACUGAAUUUAAAAAUGUUCAACCUGGUGCAGCAUUUAAUGAAGUAAUUCUAGCUGAUAGUGCAUUACGUAGAAGUGAAGCUUUAUUAACUGCCUUUACUAAACGAAAUAUUUAUAUGAAUGAUGUCGUUUUUUAUCCAUUUUCAUCUGGUUAUCGUGAUGAACGAGAUUCAGCAUCAAAACGACGAAUAUUUCGUCCAUAUGCUGCUGUUAGAAAAUGGGAACAUGAUAAUUAUUAUGCUCAUCAUAUUGAUGGACUUGUUAUAACGGUUGAUUUAGAUUCAUUUACUGUUGAAGUCGAAGAUUAUCUGAUUGUACCAUUACCUUUAAAAUCUGGUAAUUAUGAUCCUGAAGGUAUUAAAUCACCAGAUAAUAUACCAUAUUUUCCUGAUGGUAUUCGAAAAGAUCUUAAACCAUAUGUUAUUACUCAACCAGAAGGUCCAUCAUUUCAAAUAAAUGAUCAUGAAAUUUCAUGGCAAAAAUGGCGUCUUAGAGUUGGAUUUAAUGUUCGUGAAGGUCUUACAUUAAAUAUGGUUGAAUAUUUUGAUCAAAAUCGUUGGAGGCCUAUUCUUUAUCGAGCAGCUAUAAGUGAAAUGUGGGUACCAUAUGGUGAUGGAAGUCCUGCACAUAGUUAUAAAAAUGCAUUUGAUGUUGGUGAAGCUACGGUGGGUUUAUUGACAAAUAGUUUAGUAGUUGGAUGUGAUUGUCUUGGUGAGAUUCGUUAUUUAGAUGUUGUUGUCCAUAAUAAUGAAGGUCAAGCAAUUUUAUUAAAAAAUGCUAUUUGUAUUCAUGAAGAAGAUAUUGGAAUACUUUGGAAACAUACUGAAUUUGUUACUCAACGUUCUCAAUGUCGCCGUUUAAGACGUCUUGUUAUUUCAUCUAUAUUAACAGUAGGUAAUUAUGAAUAUGGUCUAUUUUGGUAUUUUCUGCAAGAUGGUGCAAUUCACUUUGAAGUCAAACUUACUGGAAUUAUAGAAUUAGUCAAAUAUUACAUGAACAUUAUAUUAUAG